GGGGAGGGGAGGGCCGGCGGGGGUGCCCCUGAGGAGCGGCGGAGGGGCCCCCGCUCCGCCCCGGCCGCAGGGUGUAAAAAUGGCCUCCCGGCGCAUCACCCGCGAGUCGUUCGGCGCCGUGGUGCAGGACAAAGUGAAGCGCUACCGCGGGGAUGCCGCCGAGGAGGCGAUCCAGCAGCGCUUCAGAGCCCACCCCAGGCCCGUCCCGAGGCCGCGCUACGACGAGAGCUUCCACGACGGCGGGAGGUACCCCCACGACAACCCCCAGCCCCGCCACCCCCCCGAGGAGUGGGGGGAAGACCCCCGGGAGGACUAUCCAGGCCCUUCCUACAGGCCUGCGAGUCCCCUCCUGCGGAAGGACAACUACUACCACGAACAGUUCGGCCGCCCCGCGCUGCGGGACCGGCAGUUCGGCCGCCCCGCGCCUCACGAGCGGGAGUACGGGCGCCCGGCUGCCCAAAACAGGGAGUAUGGGCACCCAGCUGCCCAAAACAGGGAGUAUGGGCACCCAGCUGCCCAAAAUCGGGAGUACGGGCGCCCGGCGUCGCGCGACCGGGAGUACGGACACCCGGCUUCCCGCGAGAGGGAUUACGGGGGCCUGGCUUCCCACGACCAGGAUUAUGGCCCUCCUGACUCUUGGGAAGCUGCCGGGCCACACGAACCCAAUUUUAGCCCUUCGGAUAUCCUGGGGGACUUCAGGUCGCCGGGGCUCAUGGAGGAAGAGUACGGCGGCGCGGAGAACCAGGAGUACGACGUGGAGUUCGGGGUCCAAGACAGCGAGUUCCGGCCCCCCAUCCGGAGGGGGGCUGUUGGCAGGGGGAGGAUCCUGAGGGGGAAGCGGCUCACGAGGGGUGUGGUUAAAGCUAAAGUGUUCAAAGGAGAGGUCAAAACUCCCCUCAAGAAGUGGAACAUGAAGAAACCGCAGCCGGGCCUCGAUCCGCAGGCGCUGGAGCAGCCCCUGGAAGCUGCCGAACAACCCGACCAGGGGCCGGUGCCCGUCCAAAAGCUGCCUCCACGACCUAAUCAAAGGCCUGCCCUGGCAGCCCAGAGACCCAUCCUCAGGCUCCCAAAGCCUGCCCACGUGUUCAGGAACCUCAACUUCGACCUGGUGGAUAAAUCAGACAUUUUUUCCACGUUCGGAGUGGAGAUCAUAAAGUGGGCCGGGUUCCACGCCAUCAAGAACGACGCCGAGUUCUCCCGGCUCUUCGGGGCCCUCUUCGAGCUGGAGACAGAAACCUGUGCCAAAAUGCUGGCCUCCUUCAAGUGCUCCCUGAGGCCAGAGCACAGGGAUUACUGCUUCUUCACCAUCAAGAGCUUGCAGCACGCCGCCCUGAAAACCCCCAAGGUGGACAACGAGUUUUUGAACAUGCUGCUGGACAAGGGCGCCGUGAAAACCAAGAACUGCUUCUUCGAGAUCAUCAAACCCUUCGACAAGUACAUCAUGAGGCUCCAGGACCGGCUCCUGAAGGGGGUCACCCCGCUGCUCAUGGCCUGCAACGCCUACGAGUUGAGCAUCAAGACGAGCGGCUUCGGGAACCCCCGAGAGAUGGCCGGUGCUUUCGAGACCACCGUGUCUCUGUGUCGGAAGUCCCUGGCUCUCCUGGGCCAGACCUUUGCCCUGGCGUCUGUUUUCAGGCAGGAGAAGAUCCUCGAGGCCGUGGGGCUCCAGGAAAUGGCCCCGGCGCCGACGCUGUUCCCGAACUUCGACGACUCCACUUUGUUCGGGAGGGAGUACAUUGAGAACUUGAAGGCCUGGCUGGAGAAGAGCGGGUAUCCCAUCCAGAUGAAAAGACCCGAACCCGAGGCCACAGAACAGCUUAAAACCCCCUCUCCUGACACGAAAGCAGUCCCACAACGAGCUGACAGGAAAGUUGUGGAGACAAUUGAGCAGCUGGUGAAGAGCAUCGUGUCAGGAACCUUGUCUGCCAAAGACAGGAGCGCUCAGAAGAACUGCCCUGAAUACUGGUUCCUGUCUGAUGAGGACAGCCUGGAGUACAAAUAUUACAGACUGAAGUUGUCAGAGAUGCAGAGGAGGAAGGAGGAGGGUGGGGAGGGCAGGACCCCAGAAGAAGCUGCCACAGAAUCCAUCCGGGCCCUGCUCUACGCCAGGAAAAUUGCAAGUAUUAAGAGAAGGCUGUUUAAGAGAAAAAGGCCUGGAGUGCUCCCCCAGCGUGGCACCCGAGGAAGGAAGGUGAGGAGAGCAACCAUAGGGACACAGACUGUGCUUUCAGCUGGGACAGUGCUGAGGCACCAAGACAAACAUCUUCCAGGUCCAGCCCAGGUCUCCGUGGCAGGAUCCAGCCUGUCCCAGCAGAACUCUCCCCUCGUCCCCACCUCGUCCCCACAGCGUGGCCCCGGCUCCGAGGCCUCUCUGCCAGCAGAGGAAAGGGCAGAUCCCGAGGAUUUAUCAGCACCACCAGAGCUUUUCCCACCACUGGCCUCUCAGUUUCCUGAUGUGGAUGCCAAAACCAUGGAAACUGCAGAGAAACUUGCCAAGUUUGUGGCUCAGGUAGGACCAGAAAUCGAGCAGUUCAGCAUAGACAACAGUGCAGAUAACCCAGACCUCUGGUUUCUACAGGAUCAGAACAGUUCUGCUUUCAAAUUUUACCGGAUGAAGGUCUAUGAGUUGUGUCCCUCCAUCAACUUCAGCGCUGUGUCUGAAGCAGCUGACACUGGGGAGGGUGCUAAAGCUGGAGAGAGGACUUUGGACCUUUCAGAAGAGGAAGAGGAGGAAGAAGAAGAAGAGGAGGAGGAAGAGAACGAGGAGGAAGCCGAGUUUGAGGAGGACAUUUCCCAGCCUUUGGAAGAAACGGAGCAAGCAGAGGAGGGAGACGAGGAGGACGUGCCAGCAGGUAGAAGUGUGGAAAACCUAGAUGAAGAGAUGGUUUCCAAAGCAGGAGAGGAAAUGUCAGCAGGUGAAAUGCAGCUUUCCAGCCCCUCUGAUGGUGCUGUACCAAAUCUGUCGACACAGGCACCGGCCGCUGCCCCCGGCACCCCCUUCCCCCGCAAACGAAUCAGCAGCAAGUCCCUGAAGGUUGGGAUGAUCCCUGCCUCUAAAAGGAUCUGCCUCAUAGAAGAACCAAAAGUGCACGAGCCUGUCAGGAUUGCUUAUGACAGACCUCGGGGUUGCCCAGUUACAAAGAAGAAGAAGAAACCAAAAGAUUUGGAGUUCUCCCACAAGAGGCUGACACACAGGAACGUGGGGUUCCAGAUGCUCCAGAAGAUGGGCUGGCAGGAGGGACACGGCCUCGGGACACGAGGGAAAGGGAUCAGAGAGCCUGUAAAAGUGGGUGCUACCUCUGCAGGGGAGGGCUUGGGUGUUGCAGGGGAAGAAAAUAAAGAAGAUGCAUUUGAUGUUUUCCGUCAGAGAAUGAUACAAAUGUACAGGCAGAAAAGAGCAAGUAAAUAGUUUGCCUGUUUUGUGAUGAGAUUCCUCACCAAAAGAAAAAAUGGAAUAAGUGACGUGGGAACCACGCUGGGCCUGGUUUGGUUCUGGCCCUUUCUGAGAGCAAGACCCUUCUCAAAUUCAGAUCUUCUGCGAGGCAGUUCAGAUUCUGUGACCCUGCAUUUUGUUGAGGGGUCCAACCUUCCAACCCACUUCUGCACAAAGCAGUUUCCUCCCCUCCCUGCACCAGUUUUCAGAGGAGUCUCCACCCCUGGGUGUUUAUUUGGGGUGAGAGUCCAGGCUUUGAGUGCAGGGUGAGCAGCUGAGUCCAUCCCAGUCUGACAGCACCAAACCCUUCCUGGGAAAGCUCAGCUGGGAAGGUUUUUUUCCUUGCAGUGAACAAGCUGUACAGUUCUAAGUGUGCUUUCUUGUUUGGACACAAAUUUGCAGCUCUGCCCCAAGAAAUCCUUGAAACAUUUCUUUUCCCUCUCCAAGGAGUUUUUUUAAGUCAUGAGGGGGGUGCAGGUUCAUGUGCCUGCAGAAAACACUGAAGAAAACACUUGGAAGUGGAUCAUCAGCUUUAUAAGACCAUCAGUUUAGAGAGUCAUUUCUAUCAAACAUCUGCUUUGCAGAAGUUCUUUGACUGAAAAAUCUCAACACCUAAGACAAAAACCUUUAUACUUUUAAGGGACUAUUCCAGAAUUUACUGAAAGAGAAGACUGGAUUAAUGAACAGAGAGUGUUACCUGCUUGGUGAAGCAGCUCUGAAGAGGUGGAAGAUUUAACAAGUGUUACCAAAACAACCCUCCAAGGUCUGAUCACUCAUCUUUUCCUGGCUUGCACAUCACUGAGGCUAUUUCUGAGAGGGACAGAAUUGAACAUGGCACUUUCUAGUGCAUCCUCCAUCCUGACCUGUCUAAAACCAGCCCCAGGGGUUCACCUGAGUGUUCACAGCACCCAGACCUGCUCCCACUUCCUUAAAGAGCUGCUCCUGGGCUGACCAGCAGCACGUUCUGCUGUUCCCAUCCUUGCAGAGCACCCACAGGGACGUGGCAGCAGCUCCAGUUCCUGGCAGAUCUGCAAGAUUUGUGUUCUUUGCUGUUCAAAGAGCCUCAUUUUGCUCUUCCUCCACCAAAAAGUGGUUGAAGGGGGAAUGUCUCCAUCUCCAGUCCCCCCAGCAGCAAGUUUUCCUUACCUGGUAGUUUAUCAAUGCAAGUUGAUUUCUUUUGUUUGUUUUUUUUUUUCCUUUACUGACUUUGAAACCAAAAGGAACGAGAUCAUGGCGUUGUGCAGUUUUCUGCUCACUCAGUUUUGGUUGCCCUGAAGCACAAAAUCACCCAGUAACCCCACAGAGGAACCCACUGCUGGCUCCGUUUUUCCACGGGCGUGGAGUUUUUUUUCCGUGUGUCUUCACCUCCUACAGUGCAAGAAGCUGAAGCACAAAGGCCCUGAAUACAAACAAGUUUAUCUGGUCGUCAGAUUUAAGGACCUUUUGAGAGCCCAGACAUUUCUUGGACCACAGGCUGCUUGGAAAAUCCUCAGUCCCAGUUAUUUGGCAGUUUGAGCUGUUUUAACUCCUGUUUGGGUGUGGUUUUCACUGCCCCCCUCCCUUUCUUUCCUGGGCCUAACCAGUGUAAAGCUUGAGCCUUCCAGCAAGAUCUCCCAGUCCCAGUCUGGCUUGGAAUAACUGGAACCAGCACUGCUGGCCUCUGAUUUAUCCCUCAGACCCACUCCAGAGGGUUUAGCUUUCCUCUUAGCCCAGGGGUGAAGCUGCCAGCGCGUUGCUGCCCCUGAUUUUUUAUUUCCCUGCACAAUUCCAGUUCAACCUCUUCUUUCCCAUUUCCUGCUUUGGAAGAAGGAUCCUUGAUUCCAUGUCCCAUUGCUGCCAGGGUGGAAUUGCAGGCUGGAGUGAAAUCCAGCUCUCAGCCCCAGCCCAGCCCUCGGAGCUGCUCUGGUUUAACCCCAGUUAAAGGGGCACAGCCCUCCUGGGGGUGCCUCUGCUGGGCUCCUGCUCCCCUCAGGCUGGGAGAACCCUUGGAAUCCGGGCUGGGAAGUGGUGCUGUCCUUCCCUGAGAGUUCAGCUUAAGAGUUUAAAGCUGCCUUGAGAGUAAAGGUGAAUAUUGGGACGCUCCUGAGCCGGAGCGUGGCCUGUCUUGUGCCAACCCUGAGUUUGGGAGCUGCUCUCGGCUCUGGUGCUGAAAUUCCAGCAUUGCUCCCACCUUGGGUUCACCCUUUGCCACUUGGUCUUGUUUUUUACCAAGAGCUGACCUUCCACACUCCUCCUUUUGCACGAGGAACCCCCCCCUUUUGGUUCUGACCCGCCUUUUGCAGGCAGCUCUGAGAAGUUGUACAUGUGAAACGUUUGUGAUGCAGACACUUUGCCUUUGCUGGAGGUUUUUACAAGCUUCUUUUUCUGUUAUUUUAGUUCCAGGCUCUCUUCCAUGAAGACUGCAAGCUUCAGUGAACAUUUUAACUAACUUCAGUGGUGUGUCUGCUGUCUUUUGGUUGGGUUUUGCCAUUAAUCCCGUAGAGAAUUUGCUCGUUUCUGUCCCGUGCAGAUGCAGCAGUGCUAAGCCAGUGGCAAUGCAUUUCCCUGUAGUGUAAGUAAAAAAAAAAAAAACAACAAAAAAAACAAACCCUGUUAGCAUUGUUAACCCUUUGAAUAGCUGCAAUAAAUGUAGAACUAAACGACCUUCUGGUUUUAAAUGUUUUUUUUUGCUUGUGAGUUUGGCCAUUUGGAAGAGAUAUGCAUCCUUUUGGCACUAACCAGUGGGGUUUGGGGUCGUGUCCUUAGCAAAGUGUGAAGCAGGAUUUUGGGAGUGUCUGAGGGAGGGAAGCUCCCUCUGUUCUGUGCUGCUAAAUGUCUCUUUAACCUUGAGAAACCCACUAAAUCACUUCUUAGUUAACUUUUGGUGCAUCAAAUCCACCCCCACAGCGUUACUGUCCACAGCUGGAAUGCCAGAGUUUCCCCUGUGUAUCCCAAUUUCCCAGGAAUUAACUGUCUCUCUGAUUUCCUUGCUGUGCUGACUUGAAAACAGCAGCAAGCUUUCUCUUUCCAUACCUCUGUGGUUUUUACUGUUGCCUUGAAAUCCGAAUUCCUUUUUUUUUUUUUAUAAGGCAGGAGGGGAGGGGGGGAACCUGCAGUGACCUGGAAUUUAACCCUCCUUCUCUCCAGGGUCUCCUGGCCCUUGUUUGGCACUGCCAGCCAGGAAAAGCUUUACAGAGCCAAGCCCUGGCUACACCUUUGUCCUCCUUUGCCUUCGAAAAAAUGUAGGAUAUUUAAGGACCUGGUCUAGAAGAAAAGGACAUUUGCUCUCGUUGGAGAGAAGUGAGGAGAUCCCCAUUUUGGGGGAGGUGCCCUUAAAACUACAGUCAGUAAUUCAGUGUUUGGACUAAUUGUGUUGGACUCAUGGAGAUGGGUUUAUUUUUUUUUUUUUGUCUUUGGGGUGAUCCAACGACAUUUUUCCUAUUUAUUUUUGGUUUGUUUUUCUUUUUUUUUUAGAACAAUCCUUAGUGUGAACACCCAGUCUGUGCUGAGAUGGGUUUUUUUCUCCAAAUCAGUGUACAGUGGUUUGGGGUUUUUUUUCUAUUGAUAUCCCAUUCUGCUUGAAAGCCAGCUGUGCCCAAAGAAAGCCUGGACUCAGAAAUUCAAAAUAUUAUCCUUUUGGGUUGUUUUCUAUCCUACAACGGGUCUGUUUUCUAAUUAAAAAAUGAAUGCCUGGGAGUCCUGCAUCACCUUUAAUUGUGCAUAUCUCGUGACUGAGUGGCCAAUCACAACCAGACUGUAGAUUUGAGCAAUAAUAAACACCUGAAAUGAGAAUAUGCUCAAAGAACAACAGGGGUCCUUCUGAAAUAAAGAGUUUUUGGUUGGUUUUUUUUUUUUUUUUUUGUGAACCUUGUUAAAUAGGAGACUUGCUGGAAGUGCAGCAAGUGUGGAAACUGUUUGCAUUGUCUGUGGGCAAUAAAGUUCUGCUGUUUGAGAAA
This is a messenger RNA of Pipra filicauda (Wire-tailed manakin), 7368 nucleotides long. It is a transcript of the gene SUGP2, whose product is annotated as SURP and G-patch domain containing 2. Gene Ontology annotation, cellular component: nucleoplasm. The coding region runs from base 80 to 3409 and encodes 1109 amino acids. The transcript is spliced from 10 exons. NCBI's taxonomy places the organism in Eukaryota, Metazoa, Chordata, Aves, Passeriformes, Pipridae. The record is from RefSeq and is a predicted model, not a curated record. Gene Ontology annotation, molecular function: RNA binding. Gene Ontology annotation, biological process: RNA processing.